Messenger RNA from Pochonia chlamydosporia 170, 489 nucleotides. RefSeq lists its product as hypothetical. The record is from RefSeq and is a predicted model, not a curated record. NCBI's taxonomy places the organism in Eukaryota, Fungi, Ascomycota, Sordariomycetes, Hypocreales, Clavicipitaceae. The transcript has a single exon. Bases 1 to 489 code for a protein of 162 amino acids.
AUGUUGAGGAGUCAACGCCAACAAAGACGGCAGAACUCACAACUCUGUGGUUGCCCUGCUCAGUCCUGGCUGAAGGGUGGAUAUCUGGUGUGUCAGCCCCUUGGCUUCGGAUUUCUUAGGUCGCUCCAGCCACCAAAAAAAUGGGCAACGACUCGGGAGGGCGCCCCGUGCCGUCGCAGGGAAGUCUUGUCCUUUGUCUCAGUCUUCAACAGCGCUGUUACUCGGUUUGGUCCAGAGAAAUGGCAUUCCAAUUGUCUCUUGACCCAGGCGAACCUCGUCAGAAACUUGGCAUGCUUGAUUGAUGACGACGGAGGCGCUGAAAUACCUUUAUCAGUUUUCAAGAAUCAACCCCGUAUGAGAAACCAGGCUUUGUGCUUCGAGCGGAUUUCCAUUCUCCGAAAAUGCGAGCCACUUUGGUCAGUUCUCUCAUUUCAGUCUGCAGCCUCAGGCUCUUUUCGUCAUUGCCAGAAGCUGGGCGAAGAAGGCUGA